This is a messenger RNA of Dufourea novaeangliae, 1007 nucleotides long. It is a transcript of the gene Tfb4, whose product is annotated as general transcription factor IIH subunit 3. The record is from RefSeq and is a predicted model, not a curated record. Lineage: Eukaryota; Metazoa; Arthropoda; Insecta; Hymenoptera; Halictidae. Gene Ontology annotation, biological process: nucleotide-excision repair; regulation of DNA-templated transcription. Gene Ontology annotation, cellular component: transcription factor TFIIH holo complex; transcription factor TFIIH core complex. The transcript is spliced from 5 exons. The coding region runs from base 201 to 1007 and encodes 268 amino acids.
GGUAUGGUCCAGUCAGGUCGAGUGUGUGUACAUGUAAAUAUAUAAAUACGCUUGUAUGUACAUACAUAUAUACUAGUAUACUCCAAUAUAUCGAACAAUUAAGUCAAUUAAUGUAAAUCAUUAAAAAAGAUGUAUUUCCCAAAACAGCGGUAGUAAUCGUUAAGUGUAAUAAUAAAUUGCAUCAAUUCAAUUGAUUAAAAAUGACAACUGAAAUAGAAACAAGCCUGUUGAUAAUUGUACUGGAUGUGAAUCCAGUACAAAGAAUAGUGAAACAAGAAACAAAAAUAUUAACACAAUGUUUAGACUCCACUAUUGUCUUUGCCAAUGCACAUUUAAUGCAGUCAUCCAAGAAUCAGCUAGCUAUGUUAGCUUGUCAUAGUCAUGGGGGGAAAUUUUUGUAUCCUUGUGAGAAACCUUCUGAGAUUCGGCAAAUUGAUGGACAGUAUGAAAAAUUCACAAUGGUCGAGCGUACAGUUAGACAACAAUUGCAACAAGUUAUCAGCAAAAUUUCUAAGGAUAAGCCAUUAAAUGGGGAAAGCCUGAUAUCCGGGGCACUAACAAUGGCACUCUGUUAUGUUAGAAGAUUAGAAAGAGAAAAGGCUGCUGGUGAAAAAUUAUAUUCAAGAAUUCUUGUUAUCACAGCUAGUAAUGACUCGGUUACUCAAUAUAUGAAUUACAUGAAUAUAUUUUUCACUGCUCAUAGAAUGGGGAUAAUAUUGGAUGUCUGCAGUUUAGACCAAGAAUUGACUUUACUUCAACAAGGCUGUGAUAUAACUGGUGGAAACUAUUUAACAGUUCCUCAAUUGAGCGGAUUAUUGCAAUAUUUAUUAUGGAUAUUUCUACCAGAUCCGAAUGUUAGAUCAAAGCUAGUACUACCUCCUCCCAUGGAAGUAGAUUAUCGUGCAGCAUGUUUUUGUCAUCAGGAGCUAAUAGACAUUGGCUAUGUAUGCUCUAUAUGUUUGUCAAUAUUCUGUAAAUUCAGCCCAAUAUGCACAACUUGUCAGUAA